AUGGCGGUCUCCGGCCUCCUCAAGGCUUUCGCCGCCCUCACACUCGUUUCAUCCUCGAUACAAUCCGUCGCCGCAUACAGCAACUCGAGUACGAUCUGCUCGACGUCCUCCAAAUGCAUUCCCUUCACAAUCGAGGUGAGCUGGGGCCAACCCGACCCCAGCGUUGGCCUCGAGCGCGAUGUCAUCUUGACCAACGGCUCGCUACCAGGUCCUCCUCUGGAGCUCAAGGUCGGCGACUGCGUUGACUUCACCGUCAUCAACCAGCUCGACACGGUAACGGGCGUCCACUUCCACGGCAUUCGCCAGUACGGAACCCCCUGGGCCGACGGUGUGCCCGGUGUCAGCCAGUACUCGAUUCAACCCGGAACAAGCUUCAUGUACCAAUGGACGGCGGAAGAUGCGGGGACGUACUUCUACCAUGCUCACUACAAAGGUCAGAUGAUGGACGGGUUGUACGGAGCGAUCCUGAUCCAACCGGCCGACGAUGCCGACCUGCCAUUCAGCCAGAUCAGCGACGACGUGGCCCAGCUGACCGCCGCGGCGUUGGACGUCGAGGCCGUGUUUGCCUCUGACUGGAAUCAAUUCACCGCGGCCGAGUUCUUGGCCAUUGAGCAAGCCGCCAACAUCGACUUCGCCUGCACCGACGCGAUCAUUCUCAACGGCAAGGGCAGCGUCUACUGUGAGCCCGUCGAUGUGCUCAUGGCCAACGCCGCUCCUCAAGUGACACCAAUUCUGAACGGCACGACCCUGACGCCCAAGGGCUGCAUCCCUCCCAGCAACCCUCUGAUCCAAGGCGUGCAAUACACCCGCGUCUUGUCCAACCUGCCGAGCGGCGCGUACGACACAUGCACGCCGGUGACGGGAGCCAACUACACGUACGAAGUCGAUGCUGCCAACGGCUGGGCGGCCAUGUCGUUCAUCAACCCCAGUGGAACCGCGCUGCUCAAGGUCACCAUCGACAGCCACAAGCUGUACGUGUACGAAUUCAACGGCGGCUACAUCGUGCCUCAAGUCGUCGACCAGUUCGUGUUGGCCAACGGCGACCGGAUGUCGUUUUUCGUCAAGCUCGACCAGACGCCCGGCGACUACACGAUCCGCGUGGCCAACGACGGCAUCAACCAGGUCAUCUCCGGCUUCGGCACUCUGUCGUACAAGGGCGGCAACGGCGCAGUCGCCGGCGUGUCUGUCAUGAACUACGGGGGCCAGAACACGACCGAGAUCGUCCCCUUCGAUGCCGGCGCCGCCGCUCCAUACCCGCCCCAGCAGGUCGGCAGCACCGCGGCCACCAGCUAUGUCUUGGACAUCAUGAAGUCUCCUGCGCAGCCGACCGACUCGUGGGCCUGGACGCUGUCCGGCGUGGAGUCGUACAACCAGUCGCGCGACGACGAGCAGCCGCCUCUGCUGUUCCAGUCGCCGGCAUCCAUCCCCGACAGCGACUUAAUCCUGAAGACCAGCUUCAACACCUGGGUCGAUCUGAUCAUCAAGGUCGCCGGCCCCAUUGCCGAGCCGCAUCCGAUCCACAAGCACGCCAACAAGUUCUUCGUCAUCGGCGCCGGCGUCGGCGACUUCAACUACACCUCGGUCGCCGAGGCCCAGGCCGCCGGCCUGCCCUUCAACCUGGUCAACCCGCCCUACGUCGACGGAUACACUUCGGUCCCGGCCGAGGGCGGCGGCUCCUGGAUGGUCUUCCGAUACUACGUCAACACCCCCGGUGCUUGGCUGCUCCAUUGCCACGUGCAGUCGCAUUUCAGCGGCGGUAUGGCUGUCGCCAUUCUCGAUGCUGUCGACAACUUCCCCACGCUCCCCAAGGAUAUCGGCAAGGUCUGCCCUGGCACCGGCUCGAGCUCGAGCUCUGCUUCAGGCUCUGCGUCUGGCAACUCUUCCUCCACCUCUACCAGCUCUGGAUCCAGCUCCACUUCAACCUCAACCUCAACCUCCAGCUCCAGCUCUGGGUCUGGUUCGGGAUCCAGCGGCUACAGCGGCUCCGUCACCAACUCUACCACCACAUCAUCCACCACGGCCCCAGCUACAUACACGGGCGCCGCUACUCAGACGUCAGUCGUCGCCCCCUUCGGCCUUCUUCUCGCCCUGGCUGUGGCUUUCUUCACUACUCAGUAG
Molecule: messenger RNA, 2118 nt
Organism: Capronia coronata CBS 617.96
Lineage: Eukaryota; Fungi; Ascomycota; Eurotiomycetes; Chaetothyriales; Herpotrichiellaceae
Exons: 1
Coding region: 1-2118 (705 amino acids)
Molecular function (GO): copper ion binding; oxidoreductase activity
Source: RefSeq, a predicted model, not a curated record